Molecule: messenger RNA, 1036 nt
Organism: Cynoglossus semilaevis (tongue sole)
Lineage: Eukaryota; Metazoa; Chordata; Actinopteri; Pleuronectiformes; Cynoglossidae
Product: sodium channel subunit beta-1-like
Exons: 4
Coding region: 159-827 (222 amino acids)
Biological process (GO): regulation of sodium ion transmembrane transporter activity; sodium ion transport; regulation of heart rate by cardiac conduction
Cellular component (GO): voltage-gated sodium channel complex
Molecular function (GO): sodium channel inhibitor activity; transmembrane transporter binding
Source: RefSeq, a predicted model, not a curated record
AGUCACUUGGGGACUGUAGGGGGAUUUAAAACGGCUGCUUAUUUGGGCCUGGUAUUAUAAUAACCAUUUUCUUUAAUUAAAAAAAAGUGAGUGGUUUGGUGAACUUGUGGACUUGAAGAUGAGGAUUUGAUAAGCAUUACCAGUAUUUUAACAUAAGAAUGUCAUGGAAUUAUUGUCAGAUAUUUCUUCACAGCAUGAGUGGCUUCUCCUUCCCAGAAAGCACAACAGGCUUCUUGUCUCUAUUUGCUGUCAGUCUUUUUGUUUCUCAGUGCCAUGGUGGAUGCUCAGAGGUGGACUCUCUUACUGAAGCUGUUGCCGGAGAGGGAUUUUCUCUGAAAUGUAUUUCCUGCAAAAAGAGAGAGGAGGUGUCUGCUCGUGCCACUGUGGACUGGCACUUCAAACCUCUUGGAGAGAAACAGUAUUGGCAUAUUUUUCACUAUGACCACCCCAGAGCUGAAACAAUCCAUGAACAGUUCAAUGGUCGCAUGGAGUGGCAAGGAACCAAGAAAAGUGAUAUUCAGUCUGGAACCAUCUACAUUCAUAACAUGACCUUCAAUGACACAGGGACUUACCGCUGCACUUUUCAGCGCACUAUCUUCCUGGUGCAGAAUGACGUACACCAUAUUGUGGAAAAGCAUGUAGAGCUCAGCGUGGUGAAAGUAGCCAAUCGGGAGAUAACGUCCCUGAUCUCUGAGCUCAUGAUGUACGUCUUGAUCCUGGUUCUGCAGCUCUGGCUCAUUUUGGUUCUGGUCUCCUGCUACAAGAAAAUUUCAAAUGAGUACGAGGCCCGCGAGGCAAAACUAGCCCCUAUGUCUCUGACACCGUAAGUCUUUUGUCAGAUUUAUUAUCUGACAGUAGGAGCCUUCAAAAACCCAAACACUUGGGUAUUAGGUUCAAUGAAAAAAAACUUCUUUUUUUACAAAAGAAAUGGUGUAAGUAAAUUUUACACCUUUGUUUGGAUCAAAUCAUUUAAGUUUCAACAAGAACGCUGAUGAAAGCAUUUUGAAUUCAACACUCACUGUCAAUCAAUCAAUCA